CCGCAGAGAGAGAGAGAGAGAGAGGGAGAGAGAUUUUGGGAGGGUACAGUCUUAACUUAAAGAAGAGGGAAAUCCGCAAAAGUGACACGCGGCAACGGCUUUAGCUCUGUGUAUGGCGCACUGACGCGGCUCUGAUGGGAAGAUUUCGCGUCUCCAGCUGUGCUUGAGUCUCUGCCGCAGCCUCGGGAUAAUGCCGGAGAAAGGCUGAGAACUACCGCAGCUCCCUGCGUUCAGCCGCUGGAUGGAUUUCGGCCCACAGUAGAGAAACGACGGAAUGGUUUUCUCCGUUAGAGCGGAACAUCCUGGCGCGCGCCUCCGCGGUCUACAGAAGGCGGGGCUGUGAGAGCUCGAGGAGCGCGCGGUUAUUUUUGGGAGGCGAAUUGCGCGUUGAGAGAAAUGCCAUCAGCCGGGAUUUUCCCGUAGUUCUGCGCUGCUUGACCGUGUGGAAGUAGUGAUGGAAGACGCGGGAGGCUCCAGGAGGACGUUCAUCGUCCCGACCAUCAAACAGUUUGAUCACUACGACUUUACGAGGGCCAAAAUAGCGUGCAGCCUGACGUGGCUCGUGGCCAAAGCCUUUGGCUCAGACUGUAUUCCAGUGGAGUUGGAGGAGCCAUUCUAUAAGGACCAGUAUGAGCAGGAGCACCUGAAGCCUCCGGUGGCAUCUCUGCUGCUGUCAGCCGAACUCUACUGUAGGGCUGGCAGCCUGAUUCUGCGCAGUGAUGCUGCUCGACCCCUGCUGGGUCACAACGGGGUCAUCCAGGCUCUGGCUCAGAAAGGCCUGUACGUCACUGACCAGGAAAGACUCGUCACUGAGAGAGACCUCUGCAAAACACCCAUCCAGAUGAGCUCGCACUUGGCGAUGAUCGACACCCUGAUGAUGGCGUACACAGUGGAGAUGAUCAGUGUCGAGAGAGUGCUGACAUGUGUACAGAAAUACUCACCUUUCUUUCCUGAGGAGGACUUCCCUUAUGAUGUUGAAGAAGCUGUGACCACCUGGAUUAACAAGGUUAAUGAAUACUUGAGAGAGACCAUGGCUCAAGAUCGAAGAGUAGGAAAGAAAUUUGAGACCAAACCAAUAGGAGUAAAGGUGCAGGACAAAAAGGACAACAAUAAAGCUCAGCCUGCACUCUACCUCCCACUAGUGGAAAACCUGCUGAAGGACAACGCAGACGGCUGUGCUCUGGCAGCAUUGCUGCAUUUCUACUGCCCCAAUGCAGUGGCACUUGAAGAUAUCUGUGUGAAGGAAACAAUGUCAUUGGCUGACAGUCUGUACAACCUGCAGCUCAUCCAGGACUUCUGCAGGGAGAACCUUAACAACUGCUGUCACUUCACACUGGAGGAUAUGCUCUAUGCCUCUAGUUCUAUUAAGAGUAACUACCUUGUUUUUAUGGCAGAGCUGUUUUGGUGGUUUGAAGUGGUCAAACCCUCUUUCGUUCAGCCCCGUACGCUUGAAUCUAAAUUUGAGGCAACAAAAAUGGCUCCUGUAACUAAACACAACCUGAUCCACAGGCCAUCCAGCCCGGACCCACCGAGGACACAAAACAACACCAACUUGGGAAUGAUAAAGAGGUCAAAUUCUCUGUCCUAUGUGGACGGGUGUGUCGGGACAUGGCCCAAAGAGAAAAGGUCUUCAGCUCAUAGUAUCUCGUUUGAGAUUCCAUUUGAUGACCCUAUGCCCUGUACGCCAGGUCAAAGUUUGAGUCGGUCUGUUAGCUCAGAAGGCCUGGGGUUCAAAGUUUCUAACUCUGUGCGGGGAAUGCGCAGGAAUCUCUCUUUUCAACCCGUUAAUGGAAGCACACCUACGCCAUUACAAGAGGAAGAGGAUGAUGAUAUUACAUCACACCAUGGUCCUGUCAGGCCUCUUGUUGGGACUGAAGCUAGGUAUUCAAAUGGGGUGCCUCCAGAUAUCACUUAUCCCCAGCCACCGACUCCAACUAUAGAGGAGGCUCUUAAGAUCAUCCAUGACCCAGAGUGCUCUCACAGCAGUCUCCGUCCCCCUGUUGGUGAAAAUGCCUUUUUCCUUCACCCCCCUGAAACCCAGGGCAAACCUCCUGAAACCCAGGGCAACCCUCCUGAAACCCAGGGCAACGCUGCUGCUAACUCUGAACUGCAAGACCCCGAGGACCAUUUGUUUAAAGCCCAGGUUGAAGAUGGACAGCAGAAUUCUACAUCCACAGAAAUGGAUACAGGAAUUCAUGUUCGCACAGAGGACAUCCAGGAUGGUCAAGAUGAAGACUCAUCUUUAAAGGACUACUCUGAUAUGGACCAAGACUAUGAAGCCCGGUCGUGCCCAUUACCUGAUACCGGUGGCAGUUUUAGCCCGGUGCCAAGCCUGCAGGGUCAGUUUUCACUCGCCACAAGCUCUGCCUCCUCAAUUGGAUCUUGCUUUGCUGUACGCAUGACAAGUUUUGCUGAGCAAAAGUUCCGCAGGAUCAGUCAUGGCGAAGGGCGAAGUGGUGGAAAUACACCCAAAAGUGAAGUAAGCACCACAAAUGAUAGAGUAGUUGCAAGGUCUGUUACACCAGAUGCCAGAAGUACCAGUCAGGCCAGCUCACCCCGUGACCCGUCAAGCCUGUUAGUGUCUGAGAUGGUGCAGUUAAAGAUGAAGCUUGAGGAAAAGAGGCGAGCUAUUGAAGCUCAGAAAAAGAAAGUAGAAGCCGCGUUCACACGACACCGACAAAGGAUGGGUCGCACCGCCUUUCUCAAUGUUGUUCGCCGCAAAGGAGCCAUUUCGCCACUAGGGAGUGAUGGUGGCAGUUGCAGAAGUCCUGAUGAAAAGCAAAAUAUUCCACCACAACUUUUAAAAACAAAUGAAAGCAGCUCUCCGUUAGAGAGGUGUAAACCUGAUGGUGCACCACUUAAAGUGACCCCAGAGGAAGGAGGGGGUGCGGAGGUGGUAGACUUGGCAGAGUAUACACGCUCGAUUGAGCAUCUAAAUGCAUCGCUAAAUUUCUUGCAAACUGAAAUGCAGCGCCUGGCACAGCAGCAGGAGCAUCUCAUGCGCCUACGUGAGCAGCAAUCUUGGGUGAUCUCACCUCCGCACGCACAAACAGAAACACAAACUUCAUUACAGAAACACCUGCGUGAGCUGCGUAGUAGUAGUGUUGUGGGUCGCAGAUCUGUGGGGUCUCUUUCCCCGAACCUGUCCUCCACAGGGUCACCCCGUACAACACAACGCUCUCCUGCCCCUAUAAAGAGAAAGUCUGCUUCAUUCCAUGCCAGAACACCACGUACUCCACGCCCAAGUGAGCUUAAAGUCACUCCAUUUAGUCGAAUGUUGAACACCCCUCAGUCAGUGGACAGUCUACCCAGGCUGCGCCGGUUCUCUCCUCGACAAACACAAACUAGUCCUUUUGCGUACCUGGGACAUGAUGAGAGACCAACAGAUGAUAAUCAAAAAAAGAAAGAGGAAGUAAAUGCACCAGGAGUGGGGUCUAUAGACAAUAAACUUGACACAAAUGCAGAAAAGACUUCUGGUGAUGCUCUGUCUAGCAAAGUCACAGACAACCAAGAAGACAAAGAGAAGGAAAAAGAUGGAGAUAUGAAAGAGAAACAACAAGAAGAAGCCGGACCCAUCACGACAACAGCAGCGAUUCAGGUUCAGUCCCAGACUGCAACAGAGUAUUCGGAUGUAAUGAGCACAGAUGGUACAGGGAAUGGUCAGGCCAAGGGUGGGAAUGACCUAAUCGAGGUGCCUCUCUCUGAACUGAAGCCCUUGGAUGAUCACGAACUGGAAAGUGGGAAAGUGACGGAGGGCAGAGUAGAGAAGAUGUGCUGUGGCUUCUUUUACAGGGAUGAUCAAAAAGGUGAGGAAGACAUUGCACAGAAGAGAGCAGCUCUCUUGGAGAAGAGGUUGAGGAGAGAGAAAGAUACUCAGAUGAAGAAACAGCAGCAGGAGCAAGAGAUGGAGCAGAAGAAGGAGAUGUCAAGACUGAAAGCAGAAGAGGAUCGCCAGAAGAAAGAGGAGGAGAAGGCAAGACGGGAUUACAUAAAAAAUGAGUAUUUGAGGAGGAGGCAGCUCAAGCUGAUGGAGGACAUGGACAGUGUCAUUAAACCCAAUGUUUCAAGCACCAAACUAAAGAAGCCCCGUCCCAAGUCCAUGCACCGAGACAUCAUGGAGUCUCCUAAACCACCUGCUCAAACGUACACAGGGUCAAGACCUCGGGGAUACUCUGUCUCCAGUAUAUCACUUGCCUCGCUUAACUUGGCAGACAACGAAAGUGUCCAGCCAGACAAGAGGAUGUCCAGACGCAGUAAAUUUUCUCCAGGCAGUCUGUGUUUCUUUUUGAGCUCUGCAAAAGGGGCAAAGGCCAGACCGGAGACUGCAGAGGGUCAGUUGUUACCUUGUCCAACAGUGAACCGGAAUGGGGAGAACUGGGAAAACGAAUCAACAUCAUCGGCAGCAUCUAACACAGAAUACACAGGGCCAAAGCUUUACAAGGAGCCCAGUGCCAAGUCUAACAAGUACAUCAUCCAGAAUGCACUGGCUCACUGCUGCUUGGCAGGCAGAGUCAACGAGGGACAGAAGAACAAAAUACUAGAGGAAAUGGAGAAGACGGAAUCUAACAACUUCCUAAUUCUUUUCCGGGAUGCGGGUUGCCAGUUCCGCGCCCUCUACACAUACUGCCCAGAGACAGGUGAGAUCAGCAAGCUGACGGGCAUCGGCCCCAAGGUCAUCAUGCCCAGGAUGAUAGAGAACCUGUACAAGUACAGCUCAGACAAGAAGCAGUUCUGCCACAUCCCAGCUAAGACCAUGUCAGCAAGUAUCGACGCCAUUACCAUCUACAGCCAUCUCUGGCAGACGAAGAAGCAGAGCACGCCUAAAAAACUGCUUAAGUAACGCAGAUGGAACAGGAGGAAACAUGCGCUUACGACCUCACUGUUCCACCUCACCUCACCCCACAUCCAGUUCUGGUCUGGAUUUCCGAGACUUUAUGUUAUCACUGUUUAGCUUAUUGUUCUGAGAGUGAACAGAAUGAUGUGAUUUCACUACAAUAUUCCACACAGCUUGAAUGUAAAUACUGAAUAUGUGCAGGUAUGGUUCGUAAUGUAGCCAACAUCACUUAAGAUGAGCUCAGAAUGAACACAAUAUAGCUUGUCUGCACGUGAUGUGUACGUAUGUGUAAGUGUGUGUGUGAGAGAGAGAGAGAGAGUGAGUGCCAAAACCGCAGGUUACACAUCCUUGCUUUUUACUUGUUUUUACAUUUUCUCUUGCUAACACCAAACUUAGUUGAGUGUGUGCAUCGGUGUAUUCUCAUGAAGAGACAUGGAGGGAUGUUGGAUUUAACAUUUGAAGAUCACACCAUAUUUAUGAUGUGUCAUUUUGUUUACUGGAAUCUAAGCACCUGACUCUCUGAAUUCGCUGUCUGAAUUUAUUUAUAUUUUGGGAACUACCUUAAAGUUGCAUUGGUGCAGAACAGCUUUUACCAGGAAUCAGUCAUGUGUUUGUAUAUAAUGGCCUUUCUUUCUAUCUGAAUGCAGAUUUUAUUUAGCUUGUACACAUCAUUGUGUGGCUGUUUUGUGACUUCAGCACGGAUCUACCAUUCUAAGCUGCUAAACCAUCAAAUAUCGUUCACGUAAACUGUUUCAUGACUGUAUAACAAUCUCUUAAGUGUAAUAUGUUCAUUCCAUGUAAUAUGUUCAUGUAAAAACAUACUGAUUAUAUUUUUAGAGACACAGCUGACAGUACUUUGCAUUGAAAAGUUAUAAUUAAAAACAAAAGAAUUGCAGAGUAUAGUAUCAUCAUGCUUCCCUAUCAGUGCUGUCGGUAUAGACGUACAAUUGAAUUGAAAAGUCUAAAUGGCUUCAUUUUAAAUAUAAAGUGCUUUCCCAAGAUGUGUUGCGUUUUUACAAGCUUUGUAUCAAGCUUUGCUUUUUUAUAUCUUCAGGUUCUAAAGAGCCGAAAGAUGUCUUUAUUUUUCUCUAGCAGAAGAACUCAUCCAUCAAAUUUAUUAGAGCUGUACAUAUUAUAGUUUUGCAUAUUAAGCCUAUUUUUAAAGCCAUUGGAUAUUAAUGAUAUUUUUUCAUAUUGACUAGAAAGUGCUUUACCUUUGGAAGGAACUGUGGGUUAUCAUUGCCAAGGAGCAAAGCUGCAGAGAAUUUUUAUGGCCGUUUCUCAAUACAAGAAUGCAUAGGCUGGGAAGAACCUUUUUUCAGACAAAAUUGACAUGGAGAGCAAAAUGACUUCAUUACAAGAGGGUGGGUCUUGACUAUUGCUAGCUUAACUGGGUAUUGGAGUACUCGGUUCCCUUCAAAGUUGAAAGUUGCAUCACAGAUAUGUUGCGUUUAAAUUCUUACAGGUUUUUUUUUUUUUUUAUCAGUUUGUUCCUGGUGCCAAGAUCGAUUUUUAUCCUCAAUAUUUGGGGGGGAAUCUGGUAUUUCAGCUGUUUAUUUUUCCUUAAAAAUUAUAUUUAUACUUACAUUCCCAUUGGAAAAUUUGCUUGUGUUUAGGCUGAACCUUGGCAUAUUAAAAAAGAUCCUUUAACUGCAAGAGAGAAAACAGUUUUAAGUAUUAGUCUCAAAUAGGAUGUCAGCUCGGGUCAGCACCUGUUGUGGAGUAUUAUUUUGAUAUGCAAUUUAGUACAGUUUCAGUCAUAGCCUACAGUAUGUAACAGCUGUUUACCUGUUUCUUCAUGCCUCACUGUUGGGUGUGUUCAUAUUGUCCAUGUGUUGUAUGUCUGUUCUCUGAUAGAGCACCUGUUACCUUGUAUGGCUUUACAAAUACAGAUUUUCAUCCAAA
Messenger RNA from Clarias gariepinus (North African catfish), 6739 nucleotides. It is a transcript of the gene camsap2b, whose product is annotated as calmodulin regulated spectrin-associated protein family, member 2b. The record is from RefSeq and is a predicted model, not a curated record. Gene Ontology annotation, molecular function: microtubule minus-end binding; spectrin binding; calmodulin binding. The transcript is spliced from 19 exons. Gene Ontology annotation, biological process: negative regulation of microtubule depolymerization; neuron projection development; cytoplasmic microtubule organization. The coding region runs from base 455 to 4840 and encodes 1461 amino acids. NCBI's taxonomy places the organism in Eukaryota, Metazoa, Chordata, Actinopteri, Siluriformes, Clariidae. Gene Ontology annotation, cellular component: microtubule minus-end.